CUGCCGGCCGCCGGCGCCUCCCGGGAGGACUUUGUCAUCUGCUCCGUCUGCCUCUUCUGCUUCCAGGUUUGUAUGCUUUGCUCAGUAGGAUAUCAUCUUUUCUGUUGUCACCGCUCAGAGAAGACCAGCCGACGAUGGAUGGCAUUAGAUUACGCGGGAAUUUCCAUUGGUAUCCUGGGCUGCUAUGUGUCAGGCGUGUUUUAUGCAUUUUAUUGUAAUAACUACUGGCGUCAGGUAUACUUAAUCACUGUGCUGGCAAUGAUCUUGGCAGUAUUCUUUGCUCAGAUUCAUCCCAGUUACCUCACACAACAGUGGCACAGACUGCGCUCCAUCAUCUUUUGCUCAGUGUCUGGAUACGGAAUUAUCCCCACUAUCCACUGGGUUUGGCUCAACGGUGGCAUUGGUGCAUCUAUUGUACAGGAGUUUGCUCCACGUGUAAUUGUCAUGUACUUCAUCGCUGCUGUAGCUUUUCUCUUCUAUAUUUCCAAAGUUCCAGAAAGAUACUUCCCAGGACAGUUGAACUACCUCGGCUCGAGCCACCAAGUAUGGCAUAUCCUCGCAGUGGUGAUGCUGUAUUGGUGGCACCAAUCCACAGUGUACAUCAUGCAAUAUCGACACAGCAAGCCCUGUCCUGAGUACAGCGCAGACUUAGGCACUGCGAUGAAAUGUCUGACUUUGAGCAUCUGGACCUUGCCUCAUGAGCUGAGCUAUGAAGUUAAGGAUGGAGGCAGUUCCUUUUCUAACUUCUGGACUGUUACCCGCUUGCUGGGACAUUAUAUCAUUAGGAGGGUUUGA
Pelecanus crispus (Dalmatian pelican) is the source of this 795-nucleotide messenger RNA. The record is from RefSeq and is a predicted model, not a curated record. NCBI's taxonomy places the organism in Eukaryota, Metazoa, Chordata, Aves, Pelecaniformes, Pelecanidae.